Solanum tuberosum (potato) is the source of this 1881-nucleotide messenger RNA. Its product is annotated as tetrahydrocannabinolic acid synthase-like. Bases 89 to 1732 code for a protein of 547 amino acids. Gene Ontology annotation, molecular function: FAD binding; oxidoreductase activity. The record is from RefSeq and is a predicted model, not a curated record. The transcript has a single exon. NCBI's taxonomy places the organism in Eukaryota, Viridiplantae, Streptophyta, Magnoliopsida, Solanales, Solanaceae.
AUGGGAUAAAGGUCUUGAAAAUUUUGAAUAUAAGGCCUCUCAUUUACACUUGUUGAAAACAGAACAAGCAAGAAAACAAGAGAGGCUCAUGGCUUCUUCAAUCUCUAUGAAUAUUCUAUUUUCAUUCAUAUUACUAUUUUCAGCUUCAUGUGUUGUUUCAUAUACAAUUCAAGAUCAAUUCUACCAAUGUAUUACACUCCAUUCGGAUCGUUCGAUCCCUUUCUCCACAGCUUUCUUCACUCCUACUUCCAAUGCUACUUCAUUCAACUCUGUCCUUAAAUCCACUGCCCAAAAUCUAAGGUGUUUGACACCUUCUCAACAAAAACCUCUGCUUAUUUUCACUGCUUUGAUUGAAUCCCAUGUCCAAGCAGCAGUUAUUUGCGCGAAAGAGCUAAAAGUUCAGCUUAGAGUUAGGAGUGGAGGUCAUGAUUAUGAAGGCAUAUCUUACACAUCAGAGAUGAAAAGAUCAGUGUCCUUUAUCUUGCUUGACUUAGCUAAACUUCGUGCGAUUAAAGUGGACAUUGAGGACAACAGUGCAUGGGUUCAAGCUGGUGCGACGAUUGGUGAAGUGUACUAUAGGAUUGCAGAAAAAAGCAAGACACAUGGUUACCCUGCUGGCCUAUGCACCAGCUUAGGAAUUGGUGGUCAUAUCACUGGAGGAGCUUAUGGUCCUAUGAUGAGGAAAUAUGGUCUUGGAGCAGACAAUGCUGUCGAUGCUCGGAUUGUUGAUGCCAGUGGCAGAGUUCUUGACAGGGCCUUAAUGGGAGAAGACUUAUUUUGGGCAAUCAGAGGGGGUGGAGGAGGCAGUUUUGGCAUAAUCUUGGCUUGGAAAGUUAGACUUGUUCCUGUUCCAUCAACUGUGACAGUUUUCACAGUUCCAAAGACACUGGAAACUGGUGCAACAAAAGUCUUAAACAAAUGGCAACAUGUUGCACACAAGAUUGAUGAAGAUCUCUUCAUCAGAAUCCUCAUAACUACAGUCAAUUCAACAAAAGGGAAGAAAACAGUGCAAACAGCUUACCAAGCCUUGUUUCUUGGAAAAACUGAUAGGCUUCUUGAUGUGAUGAAUCAUAGCUUUCCUGAAUUGGGAUUGACACGAAAGGAUUGUGUCGAAAUGAGCUGGAUUCAAUCAGUCAUUUAUAUUGCUGGUUAUCCAAGUAACAUUAAACCUGAGUUCCUACUUCAAGGGAAGUCAUUAUUCCCAACAGUAAACUUCAAGGCUAAAUCGGAUUUUCUCCGUGUACCAGUUCCAGUAACUGGACUUCAAGGGAUGUGGGAGAAGUUUUUACAAGAUGAUUCACCUAUGAUGAUAUGGAAUCCCUAUGGAGGAAUGAUGGGGAAGAUAUCAGAAUCUUCAAUUCCAUUCCCACACAGAAAAGGGGUUAUCUGCAAGAUACAGUACUUAACAUCCUGGACAGAUGGAGAUAAGAAAACUGCAGAUAAACAUAUCAACUGGAUCAGAGGACUUUAUGAGUACAUGGGCACUUUUGUAUCCAAAUUCCCUAGAGAAGCUUAUGUGAAUUAUAGAGAUCUUGAUUUGGGCAUGAACAAAAAUGCCAACUCAAAUUUCUUGGAAGCUAGUGUCUGGGGGAAAAAGUACUACAAGAACAAUUAUGACAGGCUUGUGCUUGUCAAGACUGAGGUUGAUCCUGAUAACUUCUUCUGGCAUGAACAGAGUCUACCAAUCCUUCCAUUCAAAGUUGGUCAAGAUGGGAAAAGUUUGAUUCACUAAAGAACUGCUUUUGGCUUGAUGGUAUAUUGUAAUAUUUAAGGAAAAAAGUAAAAAUAAGUUUUAAGUUUUGCUUUUCAUUUGGUUUCAUAACCUGUAAUGUAUUGUAGCAGAAGUUUGUAUUGAUAUGAAAUGUGAAACAAAUUUGAGGA